CGUCAUCUUCUUGUUUUUCAGCAUUUUUAGAGCUAGAAGUGAGCUUAGGCAUCAUCUCUUACAAUGACCCAUGCAAUUUCUUGUGCCAAGGUAUCUGGAAGGACAAAGUCCUAGGUCAAGAAAAGAGCGUGAAGUAAGUGCUUCAGGAGGAAAGGCUGUGCAGACUUUAGAAGGUCUGAGAUGGCUGAGAAGCCAGUUUGCCUGUGAGGAGCAGAGGGCCAGAGACCAUUGCGUGGGAGAGCACCCCUGCCUGGCCUGGCUCACUGGCCCGGCCUGCCUGCGCUGUCCUGUUCGCUGCCUGGCUUUGGGCCUCAGUGUGUCCCUCCAGUAAAAGCAGAGACUGCGCUCUGGUUCUGGGAGGGGAAAUGAGUCGAUGAAAAUCCACGUAAUAGGAAGACCUCUUGGGCAGAUGAGCAGAAAUAGCCCUGGAUACCAACCAAGGAGGCUACAAUAUGCAAAUGAGUCGACUGUGGCUUUCUCCUGGUUGGCUGAAGGGGCCCCGACAUCACAAUGCGCGGGGGUUUCUCCACUCCAAAGGAUUGUCUCUAGCCAAAAAAAAAAAAAAAAAAAAAAGAAGGAAAGAAAAAAGAAAAGAAAGAAAGAACGAAAAAAAAAAAGGAAGGAAAGAAAAAGAAAAAAAAGAAAGAAAAAUCCACGGACCAGACAGGUCUCUUAGCUCCCUCUCUUUGUCCGAACAGGAAGAGAAGCGAUGGAACCCCUCUACCAUGCUGGGUCCAUCCUCAUGCAGGUGAACACCUUACAAGGGAAGAAGAUGGUGGAGAGCGGCCUCCAGUCUGGAGACUUCUCCCUCCCUCAGUCCUGGCCUUCCUGCCUCCUGCCCCCGGCCGACCUGGAGCUCCUGCAGCAGAAGGUAGCCGGGGUGCAGCGGGAGCUGGAGGACUUUAAGAAGGAGGCGCUGAAGGCCAUCCGUUACCUGGAGGACGCCUUCUGCGAGAUGAACGGCGAGCUGGCACAGCAGGAGGAGCAGGCGGCCCGCGUGAAGCAGCGGCUGAGGGAGGAGGAGGACCGGGGCGUCGUGCGCAACAAGGUCCUCACCUUCCUGCUGCCCCGCGAGAAGCAGCUCCGCGAGCACUGCAAGCGGCUGGAGCGCAUGCUGCUGGGCUCCGGCCGGGACGGGCUCGGCGCCCCCAGGAAGAUCCAGACCGACUGAUGCCUCCCGCCGCGGGAGCCCAGCUUCCAGCGGAGCAGCCGAGCAGAAGAUUUUGUUUUCAGUGGAAGGACCAACCCUAAGUCCCCGUCCAUUCGCUUCCCCUCCCCAUGUCCACUGCUUUCCUUCUACCUCAAUAACACCUUGCUGAGAGGCGAACAGGCCCCAGUAUGUUCUUUGGUGAAGCUCGUUUGCCCAGCAUCAUCACAGAAGGAGGCGCCCCACCCCUCCGGCUUUCAGACACCUGUAACUUUCACCGUUAACUGGUUUCCUGUUUGUAAUGGUCAUGUCGCCCAAAGUAUAACAUGGCUGUUUUUAAUCUUCUUAAAUUGAUGUGUUGAACAGA
Messenger RNA from Mustela erminea (ermine), 1514 nucleotides. RefSeq names its product coiled-coil domain containing 182 (gene CCDC182). Bases 710 to 1171 code for a protein of 153 amino acids. The record is from RefSeq and is a predicted model, not a curated record. The transcript has a single exon. NCBI's taxonomy places the organism in Eukaryota, Metazoa, Chordata, Mammalia, Carnivora, Mustelidae.